AUGGAAGGAAUCAUUUCAACAGGAGGCGAUGUGUACAAUUUCGGAACUGUAGUAAUGGAAACAUUCACAAGAAGAAAGCCAACAGAUGAGAUGUUUGGUGGGGAUGUGAAUUUAAAGCAAUGGAUUGCAAACUCACUAUUAUUACCAGAUGCAAAGAUAGAUGAAGUUGUGGAUGUCAAUUUUCUUGGGAUUGAGACAGAGCAGGCAGAUGAUGAUCAUGUGAGGAAGAGGGAUUGCUUAUCAGCCAUUAUGAGAUUAAGUCUUGCUUGCUGUGCAGAAUCACCAGAAGAGAGGAUAAGUAUGAAAGAAGAUGUGGUCACACUCUACAAAAUCAAGACAAAGUUUUUGAAGGACGCUGCUGCUGCAUGA
This is a messenger RNA of Prunus armeniaca (apricot), 369 nucleotides long. NCBI's taxonomy places the organism in Eukaryota, Viridiplantae, Streptophyta, Magnoliopsida, Rosales, Rosaceae. The record is from the annotation of a GenBank genome assembly.